This is a messenger RNA of Sodiomyces alkalinus F11, 1106 nucleotides long. RefSeq lists its product as hypothetical. The record is from RefSeq and is a predicted model, not a curated record. The coding region runs from base 209 to 856 and encodes 215 amino acids. Lineage: Eukaryota; Fungi; Ascomycota; Sordariomycetes; Glomerellales; Plectosphaerellaceae. The transcript is spliced from 2 exons.
UGGAUCUUCAAAUCCCGGCAUGUCACUGGAACUAAACCCGUUGCACCACCAUAUGAAGCCAGUAUAAAUAAAAGUCCUCUUGUUCCUCUCCUCUGUCUCAGAUGAGUCGGUCACACCGUCACUAACCUCGAGUCCUCGACCAUCUUGAGGGACACCCAGACCUCGAUAUCCUCUCCCGAGUCCCCGCGAGUCCGCGACCCAGCCCACAAUGCAGUCCAGUCACCAACACGAUCUUGGGUACGCCUUCUCGCAAGCCAUUGCGACGGUGAAGAUGAACCCGAUGCCCGAACCCAUCGGUGUCUUCGACCGGUACAUCGCGAAACAAACCGAGACCAUUAUCCUCAAGGAGAAGGUCCUCUCCCUCAGCGGCGACAGCUUCGACAUCAAGCUCGCCUCCGGGAACCCCUUAAUCCGCGUCGACGGCAAUGUCCUCUCCCUGCGCGGCAGGAAAAAGGUCUUCGACAUGUCUGGCCGUUACCUGUUCGACAUAUACAAGGAGCACCUGCAUCUUCUACACACGACCUACGUUGUCGAGGAUGUGGAAAAGAAAGUGAAGAUUAUGCAAGUCAGGAAUGCGUUCAAAUUCUUUGGGUCCAAGGCCAACGCAACUUUCACCUCCACCGGCACAGGAAAGCCUCAAUCCCUCGUCAUGGGGGGCAACUGGUUUGACACCAGUGCCGACAUCGUGGACGAGUCAUCCGGUGCCGUCGUCGCUCGGAUCGACCGGAAACUGCUCAACGCCCGCGAGUGGCUGGGCGGCCAGCAAACGUAUGCCCUUGUCGUGGCACCGGGGGUCGACAUGGCUCUUAUGUGCGCCUUGUGCAUCUGCCUGGACGAGAAGAAUAAUGACAGUUGAUGAGUACGGCGCAACGGGAGGUUUGAUUUGUGGGCUUUGUCUUUGUUCAUUGCAGGACAUGGAGUUUUUCCCUUUUUUUUUUCUUUUUCAAAUUUGGCAUUGACAUGAUAUCCUAGAUUUGUUAUGCCAUGUACUACUUGAUCUCUCUACCACACACAUGCUACCUCAUAAACUCGACUUAACUAGAUGGUGUUCUUGGAACCAUGCUCCCCGCCGCAAGAGUGGCCAUGCUCCGCCUCCUCAGCAAUGG